Bactrocera dorsalis (oriental fruit fly) is the source of this 1807-nucleotide messenger RNA. RefSeq lists its product as uncharacterized. Gene Ontology annotation, molecular function: DNA binding. NCBI's taxonomy places the organism in Eukaryota, Metazoa, Arthropoda, Insecta, Diptera, Tephritidae. Gene Ontology annotation, cellular component: nucleus. The transcript has 4 exons. The record is from RefSeq and is a predicted model, not a curated record. Bases 101 to 1648 code for a protein of 515 amino acids.
GGAACGUCGGAGAGCGACUCCGAGGACUACAAUUUGUGAAGGCGAAGAAUAGCUUCAUUCCGCCCAUCAACAUUACCAGGAAGAGUGGGAUUAAAGAUUAAUGCCCCACACACAGAAGACGCAGAAAGAGCGAAGUGCACCAUACAAAGCAACAACAACAAGUUCAGUUGUAAUAAAAGAGGAUACAUCAGCAAUGAAUCCAGGCGAGCAGCAACCACUUCAGAUGACAGGAUCGCAAAUUUUGAAGGAAGCUUCAAGAAUCAUGGACUUUGACGGCAGAGAUUUAUCAUCAUUCAUCAGGGAAGUUGACAUGAUCCUUCCUUUAUUCAACCCCAACCCAUCAAUGUUGGAAUUUGUAACGCAGCGACACGUCAAAACAAAAAUUAAAGGAGAAGCAGCAAGUGUCAUCCGGCCUUUGGGACCUACACCAACAUGGCAGCAAAUGAGAGAAGAACUCAUAAAGAAUUUUGGAGUAAAGGAGUCGUACCACACCCUUUACAAUCAGGCGAUUGUACUACGAAACUAUAACGUCAAAUACAUCUUCAAAAUAACAUUGAUGAUAGCAAUUGUAAUAAUUAGCAAUGCAGCCAAACUGGAAGUACAUGAAAUACAUACCGACAAUGGAUACGCAGAAAUCAUCACCAACACUAAACAGAUUGUUACAUCAUCUGACCUCGUAAUUCACAUAAUUGACCCUCGCGAAAUUCUUUACAUACUAAAUAAUAUAACAAAAAUCUCGCAAACAUAUUCACAUUUACAUUACUACACCCUAUCUAAUGAAAUUGAAAUCUUGAGAGGUAAAAUCAAAACAUUAAUCCCAAGAAAAGAAGUUAGUAGAAAAAAGAGAGGGUUAAUUAUCGAAAAAACAGCCCCAGGAGCAAAGAUGGAAAAGCAAAGAAUAACAUUCUUAUGCUGUUCAAAUGCGGAAGGAUCUCAUCAACUCAAGCUCCUUGUGAUAGGCAAGGCCAGAAACCCCCGUUGUUUUAAGGGGUUUGACUGCCCUGUUAAUUAUAGACAUUCAAAGUCCGCUUGGAUGACUGCCGCUAUCUUCAAAGAUUGGUUCCAUCGUUCAUUCAUACCUGAGGUAACGAAAUUUUUGACAAAAAAAGGUCUACCAGUUAAGGCUGUCCUUUUAAUUGAUAACGCUCCAUCGCAUCCACCUGAGGAUGAACUCAAAAGUGAAGACGGCUCUAUUUUAGCAAUGUUUAUGCCACCCAACGUCACCCCCCUUAUACAACCCACGGACCAAAAUGCAAUCAGGAUUACAAAACUUUAUGACAGAAACAGUCUUUUGGCUUCCGUUGCUGCAACAGGAUGUGACUUGCUAGAGUCUAUGAAGCAAAUUUCAUUUAAGGAUGCUAUUAUUGACCUUGAAUCUGCAUGGAAUAAAGUGGAUGAGGCUGUGCUAUCAAAAUGCUGGAACGAUGUUUUGAGUAUGCUUGAAAAUCAAGAAGAUCCUGAAGAUGAAAUUCCUUUGAAUAUCCUUCGAAUGAACUUGAAUAUGAAUGUGGGGGACUUGGAGGAGAGCGCAGCCAAUCUUUUACAAAACUUGAGACCUGAGGUUUGUUUUAUCAGAAACGUAAACUCAAAAAAGUUGUAUUUACUAUUUAUAUUCACUGCAGAUUGGAAUCAAUGCUUGCAACGGUAGAGAAUGGAAGGAGGAUGCUAUUGAAUUCAAUGAAAAUGAAAUACAAGAAAUAUCCGAUGAAGACGACUAUACUGUAGAGUCGCAAAAGACGAUUACAGCAAGAGAAGCUAUUGACAUAUUUAAUAAUGCUUUGGAAUGGGCUGAAAGUGAAAUGGUUGA